Molecule: messenger RNA, 2168 nt
Organism: Dicrocoelium dendriticum
Lineage: Eukaryota; Metazoa; Platyhelminthes; Trematoda; Plagiorchiida; Dicrocoeliidae
Source: the annotation of a GenBank genome assembly
CCGCAAGUUUCCAGCUGUUCUCUUCGGAUUUCUGUUGACAAUCGAAGCUUUUCGAUAUGAGCAAAUUAUUUGAAUUUUUUAAAACCAAGAAUUUGGAAAGAAAAUUCUCUCGCUUAGGCGAUGGACACCGACUUGGGGAUCCCCCAGAAUCAAGGUCGGUCCCUCAGCAAAUGCCAGCAGAUCCACCGAAACAGGUUAACCAGUCUUCCAAAAGCACUAACAAGGCUGCCGAUGCAGCGCUAGAACGGUUAAACCAACAGCGUGGCAAACCGAAAGAUAGCAGCAAGAAUACUGUCAAGCACGAAGUUGAACAAGCUCUCCAGGUGCAACGGGAAGCGGAGGAGCUUCGGGAGCGCUUUACUCAGAAAGUGGUCACCGUCGAGAAGCCAACGGUUAUAGCAAGAGUACUCUUUUGUUGUCCCGCUCUAUUCGCUUCAUCUGUUAUUGGCUCCCGUGACCAUGUCGACCAGGCUAUCCACAAUUACUUGAUUGCAGAAGCCGAGAGCAAUUUCGCCGAGGCUGCCACGUUAAUUUUAGCCCGAGGAUUGGAGAACAGCAAACCCCCCACGUCACCGGACAUUCCACUAGCUGAGCAACAAACCGCAUCGGAAUGGCGGGAGAAACGGCAGCAACAUUUCCUUCGCAUUUUAACAAAUCUACUUCAGUCACCAGAAAAUCCAACUUUUCGGCGGCUCCGUAUGGGUAAUAACCUUGUCGCCGAUCUGCUCUCGAUAGGCGGAGCUGAGAUGUUUUUUCGUGCUUGCGGUUUCACCAAGCAAAUGUUACCCGUGCAGAAACCUGCCGGGACCAGUGAUGAUGAUCAGCCAGGGGAUCCCCCAUCAACCGAGCCUUUUUUGGUCAUCUCAGAGGAAGCCGCUCAGGAUGCGCAACAUUUGCAGCACAUGUUUGAUUUGUUGAACACAGCUGAACCCAUUUUACCGGAGCUGUUUCGGGAUACUCAGGUUUUCAAGACCUCGGGCAACCUAUCCGGAUUGGCAACUCGCGAUCAGCUGCCCGAUGAAUUUUUCUAUCAAACCAAAGAGGAAGUGAAACGUUCGUUGGAACAACAGCAGCGCAUUAUUGAAGAAAGCGGAAUGCUUAUGACCAAGGCUAUGCGCGAGCGGUUGCGCGUGCAAGAAGUCCGCCUGUUCCGCUACGCAGUGGUUCGAGUUCGAAUGCCAGAUGGGCUAAUCCUGCAGUUGCUUUGUUCCAGAUCAGGGGUGAUACAAGAAGGCGAUCGCGUGAUCACAAUGAACGGGCAAACCACGCUUAAUCGCACGAUAGAAGAAUUGACCGAAGCUUUCCUCAACCCCGAGCCUGGACGACGUAAACCUCUGAGACUAACCCUGGUGACACAGUACUCGGUGGCUGACAACAUCAUCCCAACAGCCGGCGUAUUCGAUGUAAAGCUGGUACGGAGAUCGGCCAGUUUAGGUAUAAACCUACAAGCCUCCAUCAAAAAACAAGACGGUCAGCCGCUCCUGAUAAGUAAGGUAAUUCCUGGGAGCGUCGCCAGUAGGAGUGGUUCCAUUUGUCCCGGAGAUAUUCUUUUGGCCGUGAAUGGUGUCCAUCUGGCGUCCUGUAGUCUGUCGGAGGCGAUCCGGUUAUUACAAGCCUCGGAGGAGGAAAUUGUCACAUUGCGUGUUCAAAAACUCGUGCCUACUAAAUCGAUUCCCAACUCAGACAAUCCGUUGAUUUGUUCAAACCCUGAUACAUCGAAUUUGCUACUUCGACCGGUCGAAGUCCCAGAGUCUCAGCUGACUCAGCUUCUUCCAACUCAGGAACCUCGAUCAGUGGAGGAGGUGAGUAGUCCACCAGAAAUAGCUUUGACACACAAGGCGCUGGAGACACCUACCACAUCCACUACUCGACGUAGAACCAGGAGGGAAGACCGAGUAUAUAUCACGGGUCGAUCUACCUCCUCGGACCAGGAUGACCUUCACGUUACAGACGUCAGGGACUCGAACAAACAAGUGACUCGGGUCAUACACCAAGCACCCUCCGCAAGCGUUGUCUCAGAAGAGGGAAACAGACGGAAAAACAUGCCGGGGCCACAGCAUUUGCCUCAGUCCAGUGUCGUGGAUGCACGCCGUCGUCUAAUCAGUAGUCCAGAGAGUAAGUUCAACCGCGCCCAUUUUAAAUCUGCUGGUUAUAAAACCAACUGUUAG